Messenger RNA from Uloborus diversus, 2678 nucleotides. RefSeq names its product DNA damage-binding protein 2-like. Gene Ontology annotation, molecular function: protein binding; damaged DNA binding. The transcript is spliced from 9 exons. The record is from RefSeq and is a predicted model, not a curated record. Gene Ontology annotation, cellular component: nucleus; Cul4-RING E3 ubiquitin ligase complex. Gene Ontology annotation, biological process: DNA repair; response to UV. Lineage: Eukaryota; Metazoa; Arthropoda; Arachnida; Araneae; Uloboridae. The coding region runs from base 87 to 1508 and encodes 473 amino acids.
UGUCGGUAUUUUUUACAUGCCCUUGCUUCUUGUAUGAAUUUUUCAACACACGUGUUAUUUCCUUCUUCUCUUGAUAAUUAGUUGAAAUGGGUGCGAAACAGAAGAAAGCCCCGCUAAAAUCAUCGGAUGACAAGUGCUCGAAUCCAACUCGAAAUAAAAGAGUUAGAAAUGCAAGCGAUACCUUUGCACCAAAUAAAAAGAAUCGGCCUGUCGUUGCAAAAUCAAACACUAAAGAAAACAAAAACGAGAUGGAGAGAAAGAAUGCAACAAGUAUUUCGACUAUAUCAUCGUGGAAAAAUUCAGUUGUACAUUUCGGGACUUCUGCAACUAUUGGAUCAAACGAUUAUCUUCGCAAUCUUGAACCUGUGAAAAAUGCUCUUGUGAACCACUUUGAAGGACUCAAGGUUUUCAAAGUCCUCAACCUUUUUGAAAGAAGAGUGACAUCUAUAGAAUGUCAUCCUAAAUACACUAAUUAUGUUGCUGCCGGCUCUAAAGGAGGUGAAUUGAUUCUAUUUGAUUUAAAUAGCCCCCGUACUGUUAGUUGUCCUGGGGUCGGUCCAGGGGGAUCAAUUGUAGGAUUGAAGUUUUGCAGGGAUGUUCCGUCUACUGUAUACACAGCUUCUGUUCCUUCUAUUGUAUACACAGGGAAUGUUAAAGAAGAAAAUAUGACUGAUCAAUCAAAGUCGAAAACCUUUCUUACAUCUGCUACAUUCGAGAAUUGGUUUGCAUCUUUAGAUGUUUGUUAUUCAAGAAAAUUGAUAUUUACCGGAGACUGUCGAGGCAAUGCUUAUUUAAUAACUACAGCUGGUCAGUGGGUUUGGCCAAAAAGCAAAAAAUUGCAUAGUGACAAAAUUUCUCAUGUGGAAUUUCAUCCCAGGGAUCCAAAUGUGUUUGUGACUGCAUCUAUAGAUCAUUCUGUAAAACUCUGGGAUUUAAGGAUGAUAGGUGACCCGGACUCAAAAGGAAGGUAUCAACCUACGGAAAUUUUUCCUCAUCUAAAAGGUGUAAAUUCAGCCUAUUUCAGUCCAUCAAACGGUUGUUCACUUUUGACAACAGACCAGCACAGUGAGCUGAGAGUUUAUUCUUGUGAAAAUUGGAAAAAAUUCAUGGUUAUUCCUCAUCCUCAUCGACAAUUCCGACAUCUAACUCAUAUUAAGGCCUCUUGGUUUCCUCUUGCUGAUAUUGUGGUGGCAGGACGUUAUCCUGACGACAACUUUAAGCAAGCUGAUUCACGCACAAUAGACUUUUUUGAUGGCAGCACGGGAAAUAUUCUUUACAGGAAAAAUUCAAAACUGAACAAAAUUCAUUCACUUAAUGUCUUCAACUCUUCUGGAGAUGCUAUGAUAUCUGCUACUGGAACUGCUCUGCUUGUUUGGAAAAAAGAAUGCUGUACUAGUUCUGACCGCUGUUUGCCUUGUCCUGUUAGUGGCACAAAAGGAGCUGAACGUGGAAGAAGACCUGCAUUAAAUAAAAAAGUUAAAAAUGUUACAAAGUUUUCGAAAUGUUGAUUUUUAUCUGUCGGUUAAUUCUGCAUUUCAUUUUUGCAUAAUUCAUUUAUAUAAAUUCAUUAUGUUACCUGCCCGCCCCCAUAUACGCACAGUAAUUGUUUAAAAACUGUACAUUUAUUCAAUUGUUAUUAUUAUUCGAGUAACAAUUUUCUGUUGUAGUUUCAAACUUUUUAUUAAUAUUUCUAUUAACAAGAGAGAAAGAGAAUGUGAGAUAAAUUUUGCUUUUUUGAAAAUCAUGCACAUAUUUUGUAUUUUAUAAAUGGAUAACUUACUUAGUAACCAUCAUCAUUAAUAGUUUGAAUUUAUUGAUAUUUUGCUGUCUAGAAGUUUUAAAAGUACAAAUAGUUUUUAAAUUCAAAUUAAAGUCAGUAAUAUUCAUAUUUACUCAGAAAUAAAUGUUUUUAGCUAUAAAAUAUUUCCUAUUUCAUAUAGUUUAACUUUGUAUUUUACUAUGUUAUGCUUUUCAUGCUGCAUUUACUAAAUCAACAUGGUACCGUUAUGUAAAUACAGUAUUUGUUCCCAAACCUGGCAACUACUAGACCGGCACAGUCCAAAUUUCUUAAUUUGGAGAAUUCAGAUUGCUACAUAAAAUUUCAACUUAGCUGACAUGAAAACUUAUUGAACUCACUGAUGAACUUUCAUUGACGUUUUUUAUUGUGUAGUUGAACUGUCCUAAUGCAAAUAAUGUUUGUUUAUUUUUUACCAACAGUGGGAACAAGUGAGAAAAUGACAUUUGGGUGCUUUGGACUAAUGAAAGAAAUUUAAAGUAUAGAAAUUUUACUUUAAUUAUCUUGUUAAACCCUAUUCUAAAGAGCAACCCUAACAAAACCCAUAAAAAUACUUUAAACCCCUACAAAUAUGUAUGAGUCACAAAACAUGACAAGGACAUGAAAAUGACCUUUUUUGUGGGAAUGACCCAUUUAAUGAAGCCACAUUUUAAAGAAAUAUAUAUUCCUUAUUGCCAAAUAACAUAAAUGAUGUUUAUGUUUGAUUUCUUUUUAUUUAUUAAUAUCUAUGCAUGUUCUUUUUGUCUACACAAGUAAAUGGCAUUUACUUCUUUGUGAUUUGUAAUUGUUGAAAGAAAUUCAAUUUAUAUUUUAUUGUUGAUACUUAUAAACAUUGUUAUUUAGUGCAGUUUUCUUACUUGUACAUAUUUUAUUGUAAAUUGUU